AAUCAUGAAAAUGUAAAUUAAUCUCUCGUCAGCUUUUUUCAGACUGUAAUUGAACGCUACGCUGUGGCGGCGUUUGACGUCAGCUGGGCUGUUGUUUACUUCCUCAUUCCAAGACUAAAAACCAGCUUUGCCGGGCCUGGUGUAGAAUAACCACAUCUGGAGGGUCUGGUUGAGGGUUUCUUCGGGGUCCUGGUUGUGUUCCACUUCUUGCAGCUGGCUGUUUCGCUAACAGUCAUAGUGUUCGCCUCCUUAGCUACCUGUGAAUGUACCUGUAAGGAACAGAUGCAGAGCUAAACCAGCAGAGGGAGGAAGAAGUCUGAGCCUGCAGAGUAAAAACGGUUUAAUCAGCUGAAGAGACGCCCGCUCUUAAAGCACGAUAUUAAUAACUCGUCAUAUUCUGGUUUUGAAUCGCGUCCAAUCCCUGAAUUGUAUCCACUCCUAAACUCCCCUGCUGCGCUCUCAUUGGCUGGAGGAAACACACCGGCUCCGCCCAGAAACGUCCAGAGUCAACCAGAACAAAGCAAAACAGUAAAAUCCAGUCAGAGGUCAGGGUCUCUGCAGACACAGUCACCACCACACAUGUAUGGAGGCCCAGAAGGGACGAUGGAGCAGCUUCAUUUUAGGAGAAGUCUGUAUUUUAUUUUGAAGGAGGAAGCUGCUGACUUCAUCUUUAAUGACAUCGGAAGUGAAUAUACUGUAAACAUGAUUAAAACCUGCUUUAACACACUACCUUCAGACUCUACACUCACAAACAAAUCCUCCAUAAAUGAACACUUGUAAAAAGAGCAUGAACAUGAUCUUCUGUCAUUAAAAAUAUUUACUCUUUUGAAAUAAUGAAACUGUCUCCUGUUGACUGAGAAUAUCAGCUGAUCAUUUAUAAGAGGAGUCUCAACAUCUGUUUCACAUGUGGGGAUCUUUCCCAGCAGACGUGUUGCAAAAGUCCCGUGUAAACUGACGACCAAUGAAGAGUGUUAUAUCCGAAGACUGUAGGAGCCUGAGUGACGUCACCCGUCUGUUCCUGCAGGGGGCGCUGGAGUCCCAUCGAUGGCGGUCUCCAUGCUGGAAAUGCUGUCUCAGUCUAACUUUCAGUCAACCUAACGACAGGCUGAGAGCUGGAGCUGAGGCGGGUUUUAAGCCUCCUGACAAACAAACCGUUACACCGCGCCCACCUGUCAAUCAUGUCAGCUACACGCUUUAUUGUGAAUAACUCUUAUCCUUCAUCAAAUCAAAACUGAUGAGUCACCAAAACAUUCACCCCCCGUACAAUGUGUGUCGAUCGAGACAUGAGCUGAUCAGACCUAUUUGUUUUUUUUUAACCAGGCUGUAAACAUGUUCAUCUCUGCUGUAAAAACAGGCUUUUUAGAAUGGGUGUGUAUGUGACUUACUGUGCUUCUGCAGCCAGCCUCUAGUGGACACUCGAGGAACUGCAGGAUUUUACACUUCAGCAUCGGAGGUUGCUGUUUGGGCGGUUCAUGUGGUAUUUUCUUAUAAAGACGUGUACCAAUGCUCCAUCCUUUGGUUGUUCAAAAAAGACAAAACGUUCUCUCUCAUACAUGACACAAUGACUAAUGCCUUUACAUUUUAAAAUCUGCCUGCAGUCGGUUUGUCUCCGUUUCAGUUUAAUAUUCUCAUGUAAAGAGACUUGUAGUCGACUGCUGCUGUAUCUGAGAGGAAUAAAAGAAACCCAUAAAGCUUGACAUCCUCCUGAACACAUGAUCCUCUCUCCCUCCAGUAACACAAAGCUCUAAAAUUAGCCCGGCUCUGUAUUUAGGACGCCUGUGUGAGGAGGGAAAAGCCUCUGAAACGUUUCCUCUGACCUCACGGCUGCACAAGGUGAGCGCAGAUAAUCUACCAGAGGCUGAAGAAAAAUGAUCACCGCCGCCGUGACGCCUGAUUAUUCUACAUUUUCACGGGCUGAUGAUUUUACGCGGGUUGUCAUCUCACAGACGGACGAUGUUUCCUGAGCUCAGAGAGGAGCAGCAGAGGGAGAGGAAGUCAGUGAAAACUGCCUGACGACACAAUCUCUGCCUCAGGGUUUCUGUUGUGAGUUCCUCUGUCCUUUGGUCAUUAAAACAGUCCAAGAAUCGGCUUACUGCAGCGGCCAACAAGGGCAAACACACUGCAAACACCCGAACGAUUAACAUUCAGAGAAAGAGAACUGGUUCAGAUAGAAGUGAUUGUACCCGACCUAAAAAGCCUCUGCAUGUUUCUAAUAAGGUCCACGAGCAGAAACGUGCUCAAACUAGGAUCAAUAUUGGAGAUGCUUUUGAAAAAUGGAGAGAGGUUAGAACGCAGAAAGGUUUACAGACCGAUGCAGAGCUGGCUAAACACUGAAGCUUCAGUGUCCACCACAUGGCAACCUGAGUGAGCAUGGACUAUAGAGAGGAGGGGGGGGGGGGGGGGGGGAGACAAUGUUUCUGUCCGUCUGUCUUUAAUUAAAUUAAAAAAUGUUUUCAAUCAUUUUACUUUCCAGAAAAUGAAAACAUCAUCUCAUUAUUGUCAUUGGUGAUGUUUAAAAUAAACUUAAUUUAUUUAUUUUCUUCACCUCUCUGAUGUGUCUCCAUCAGCUCCAUCACCACCCGCGCCACUGACACCAGCACCAGAAACCAUGCUUUCUGCGCAUGCUCAGUUUCAGUCUCUCCCUCUCGCGCUCUCUCUCAUCCUCAUCCUCCUCAUCCUCCUCCAGCAGCCUCCAUCUCUCCGGAUGUCCUCCUGACUCCUGCCCGGCCGCGCGGCUCCCUCUCCAGGAUUUAGGAUCUGACUGUAUCUUUCAUUGGGCUCAACAGAAAGCGACAGCGAUCAUCGAGAUGAGAGGAGCAAAAUGUGGGAAUAAGUAAAUACCAAGCGAUGAUGCCGACAGGAGCGAUGGUGAAGACAUGAGCACAGCGAGCCGACGUCCAUGGAGUCGUCUUUUAACGCCGUAGAGCUCAGAGAGCUGCGGGGCGGCGGAGGCGGGCGGGGCGUGUCUCCGACUCCGCCCUCGUCCUCCUGGACAGCGAGCGCAGCGGGAUGCUCAGUCCGAGGGUUCGAGAACGCCUCCUACCAGCAGGACGAAGAGUACGACUACCAGCAGGGGGCGACCGUGUCUGCAGGAUGUCCGCCUUCUACUUCAGCGAACAGCAAGGUGGAGCAGCGUCAGGAGCUCUCUCCACGCUCAUACGAUGAGGAGGAUGGCGGUGGCGGCGGCGGUCAGGAGGACUGUCAGGACUUCACCGAGUAUAACCCCGCCGACGAUCACUCUGCAGACUAUGGCUUCAUCUUCGCCCUGGUGUUCCUGGUGAGCGGGAUUGUCCUCGUGGUCAUCGCCUACACCAUCCCCCGAGAGGCCAAAGUGGACCCCAACUCGGUGUCUGCGCGUCAGAUGGAGAAGCUGGAGAUGUACUACGCCCAGCUGGGCGCGCACCUGGACAAGUGCAUCAUCGCGGGGCUGGGCCUGCUGACGCUGGGCGGGAUGUUCCUGUCCGUGCUGCUCAUGGUGUCCAUCUGCAGGGGCGAGAUGUACCGACGCAGGGCGGCGUUCGUCCGACCCAAGAGGACUUAUGGCUCCAUCAACCUGAGGAUGAAGCAGCUGGCGACGGGGGAGGACGAGGGAAGGGAGGGCGGGGAGGGCGGGGAGGGCGGGGGGCAGUUUCAGGUUGAACACUCAGAGACAAGGAAUCAAACCCAGGCCGGACCGAGCAGGAACCCUCCUCCUCCUGCUGCUUCUUCUUCUUCUUCUUCUUUAAAUGCUGCACACGGAGUCAUCUAAGCGUCCUCUACUUUCACUCUGCAGUCGUCCCUCUGAGCAAGCUGUAACAAUGGGGGACGCAAAGCGAUGCAGGUCCCCCGUUUGUGCCGACUGGAGGAGCACGUGUCGAGCACAAGUCUGCUGGAGCGAGUGUGAGGAUAUUUAUUCUGACCAAUCACAGACUGACUUAAAGAGGCAGCAGCGGAAGAAGAAGAGAGGUAAGAAUGUGGCAGCGUGGGAACAGAGCACACUAAUGAGAUAAACACUAUAUCACAGUUUGAAUAUAUUAUGAAAGUGUUAAAGCACAUCGUGUGCGACGGGCGCUGCACGCUGCUGCAGAAAAAACUUUAUUUAUGAAGUCAAAUGUUGAAAUGAUCUGUCACGCUUCUUACGUAGCUGUUAGAUUAACGUGAUGACAUACUCCACCUGCUGCUGUGAAUAAGUCUGGAAAGCGUCUUUAUCGGGACAUCGACACAGAGAAACGUUGACGUGUGCUGGUCGCUCACACGGAUAAACAUUCAGAACGAGAUAUUUCACUCCGGUGUGACGUUUACGAGCUACAGCAUCAGAAAAUACAAACACGGUUAAACCUUCUUGAGAGAAAUGGACUUUCAGUUUCUGCGAUCCGAUCUGUGCAAUAAAAAACAGAAACAACACGUUUUUAAAAAGAAGCUUUUUAGCGUCUUUCAGCUCUUUGUUUCGGUUUCUUCUGAGCGUCCAAGACUUCGUCUCGUGAAAUAAAAACGUCUUCGAUCUACAAAACGAUGACUGACGUUUGAUUUCAAAGUUCAUUUUAACAUUUACUUUGAUAUCUACGUUAUUUUACCCUAGAGGCUGGUGCACACCAAACUGACGACCACGAGCGAAGUGCGACGAAAACCGACUGCUGCGUCCUCUUCUGUCCCGCCGCUGUCGAGCCAAAAGUCGAACACAGUUCAAACGCCAAACAGCUCGUUGCUGAUUGGUUAGUGCGGGAGAGGCGAGAACUCGAGGAUACACAAACAGCGGAGUUUGAACACUCGUUCAUAAUUCUUCCUCGACUUACUGACGCGAAGAUGAUGAGAAGGGACUUCUAACCGUCGACUCUCUCUGACCAGCCCUGACAGGCCCCGCCCCCUGACGGUGGGCUCGGUGUGUACCUCCCCUAACAAAAACAUUAGCUUGAGAAGUCUUCGUCUGAUGCACGGCCUCAGAUUAAUAUUAGCGUGCGACCACAAAAGGUUUUACUUAAUGGUGCUGAACACACCACCACGAGGUGCAGGGUGUUUUUGGAGCCCCCUUGUGGUCAAA
Labrus mixtus (cuckoo wrasse) is the source of this 5017-nucleotide messenger RNA. RefSeq names its product transmembrane protein 74B (gene tmem74b). NCBI's taxonomy places the organism in Eukaryota, Metazoa, Chordata, Actinopteri, Labriformes, Labridae. The transcript is spliced from 7 exons. The coding region runs from base 2900 to 3748 and encodes 282 amino acids. The record is from RefSeq and is a predicted model, not a curated record.